AUGCAGUUACCACCAUGGAGCGUUAUCGUCAGCUGGCCGAAACCCAACUACGUGGAUCCGGUGACAAGAGGCGAUGCGCUCCUGAUUUUGAUGAUCCUCUUUUCAAUACUGGUGUUCCUGGCCGUACUCGGAAGAUACUACUCGAGGAUUGUGAUCAAGCGAUGGUUCGGAUGGGAUGAUUCAAUGAUCACGUUGGCAUGGAUUUUCACAAUUGGAAUGAAUGCAGCAGUAAUACUGGCAAAUCGCAAAUAUGGGUGGGACCGCCACCUCUGGGACGUUCAAUACGAAAUGAUUCAAAAGGCGAGCAUGAUAGCUUUUGCCGCAAAGUUGCUCUUCGUAGGAGCAUCCACAUUCACCCGACUAUCUCUCGUCUGCUUCUAUUACAGGCUGGUAGGAGAUAGUGGGAUCGCCUGGUUUACCUGGGUGCUGCAUGCCAGCAUGGCGUUCAAUAUCUCCAUUGGCAUUGCAUUCACUUGCUUAGGGAUAUGGCUCUGCGUUCCUGUACAGUCAUACUGGGUCUAUCCUCCUAUGGCGGAUCACAAAUGCCUGGACGAGGGGACUACAACCUUGAUCAUCGGCAUCAUCAACUGUGUCGCCGACCUCCUAACAACACUCCUACCAAUCCCACUCGUCAUGCGCCUCAAGAUGCCCUUAAGGGACCGCAUAGGGGUGUGUAUCCUCCUCAGCCUAGGCAUCAUCGUGACCGUAGCAGGCAUCGUCCGAACAUACUACAUCUGGCAAUCUCUAAUAAACAGCUGGGACGAAACCUGGUUCUCCUACCCGCUCUGGAUCUGCGCCGCCGUUGAAAUCGACGUAGCAGUUAUCUGCGCCUGCGCCCCCGCCCUCAAACCCCUCCUCCACAAACCCUUCACCCGCAUGACCAACAGCAUAACCUCCAAACUCUCCUCCCUACGCUCCUCCUCGCACAACUCCGCCGCCGCCGCCUCCCAAACCCCGCAAAACAACUCGAACAAAUCCACCCGCUCCGCCUUCAAAUUCCCCUUCGCCAAACGCUCCGGCGGCGAAUCCAUCUGGGAUGGCGAGGAAGAAUACGGCAUGCUUCGGUUGGCCGAAAAGGACACCAACACGACGACGACCACCACCACCACCGCGCAGAUGACUGAUGUCGAAGCGCACCCCCUUCACGGCUUCAUGAACGGCCCCACGCGGAUGCCGAGUCAUCUGGGGAUUCUGAAGAGCCAGAGUGUGGAUCAGGAGGUGCAAUAUCUCACCCCGCAGGAAGUCCAGGGAGAAGCGAUGCGGACGCCGGAGGCGUUGGAGAUUAGGUGA
This is a messenger RNA of Zasmidium cellare ATCC 36951, 1290 nucleotides long. RefSeq lists its product as uncharacterized. The record is from RefSeq and is a predicted model, not a curated record. Bases 1 to 1290 code for a protein of 429 amino acids. The transcript has 5 exons. NCBI's taxonomy places the organism in Eukaryota, Fungi, Ascomycota, Dothideomycetes, Mycosphaerellales, Mycosphaerellaceae.